ACAGACACACAAACAGAUUAGAGUCAAAACUAGUUACAAUGGAGGGGAGUCAGAGACCACAAUUCAUCUGUGGACUGCGAUACAUAACAAUAGGGCUUACUUUGUUUUUUCUUUACUUUAUAUUUAUUGGUCAAGGGAUGAUUGGUUCAGGUGUAUUUGACUGUCCCAGACAGCCUUUUAUCUCCCUCUACAUGUCCCUGUAUGGGAUCAUACCGGUCUUCUUGGCACUGAGCUUAUGGUGUAACUGGUGCAAUGGUGUCUGUUGGUCUGUAACCACCAUCUUCUUCUGUUGCUGGUUUAUUGCUGGUAGCAUCGUCAUCUACUCCAUUUAUGAACCCAAGUACGACAAGACUACUGCACAGCCUGAUCUCUACUGCAACAAGACGCUCUACCUGUUCGCAUUUUGGUUCACCAACAUGACCUACAUACUAUUAGCACUGAUCUUUUUAUCCUAUUGCUGUUGUAGACAACGAGGUGAUGGUGAUAAUGAGACUCAAACACUUGUGCGGUAAUAAAUAGAGACGAAGCAAACUUAAUUAAAAAGAUAAACAUACACUGUAAGUUAAAUGAGGGCAAAUGGUGCAUUUAAAGGCAGUUUUCCUGUGUAUCUUAUGUAGGUAUAAUUAAAUGUUCUAAUGAGCAAUGUACAUGUUUGAUCUUUUAUCAGAGAAGAAUGACAAUUUAUACUCUAAGUAAUUAAUGUUGGAGGUUUACUUUUUUAAAAAUACUUUUGCAGCAGUACUCUGUUACGUAAUGACAUCCUUAGAUAUGAAUAAUAUCCUUUUUUCCUUCCCAUUGAUUCUCUAAUAGCUCAGUUUUAUAAGCUUGUGAGCGCAGAAAUACCAAAUGUGUGAGGCUGAAUUCUUAGGAAACAUCAUAGAAAUACUUAGAGAAUAUAUUUUUUGAUCCAGUAACAAAAUCAGAGAAAACAUGGAGUCUUGAGUGAAAUGAUCAUUAAUCAUAAGUAAUACAUGUACAUAAAAAUGUCAAUGUAAAGUGUACAGUGCCUUUACAUUUCUCCAGGAAGAUCAGAAAUAGGUUUAUUAAAAUGUACAAACAUACAAGGAAACAUACAGUAUCCAAGGCAAGAAAGUUUUUAUAGUUCUAACAAGCUUGAAUGUCAAUAUUUGGUAUGAUAACCUUUAUUCCUCAACACGGGCUUUCUUUAUGUAUUCUUCAGGAAUAGUUCUCCAGGCUUCUUCAAGGACAUUCAAAGCUGCCCUUUGGUUUUUUUUUCUGUCAAGAUGAUUGUAUCCCCCUCAUUGGUGCAAAAAUACCUUUAUAAAAAAUAUAUUUUGAUCAAUCUCAACAGUCAGAGAAUGUACAGUCUGUAAUGAUUAUUGGUUACAGAUGUAACCCUUCAUUGGUGCAAAGAUACCAUUUUAUGUCUGUCAAAUUGUUUUCGCUUUGCUAUUUUCAAUAGAUUCAACAGAAAAAAUUGAAAUAAUUUAUGUGUUUGUGUGGCUGGCUUUGGGGUUUUUGUUAUGUAUAGACACAACACAGCCUUUUUCAUGCUUUAGUGACUCACAGAUCAGUGUUAAGUUGCUUAAUAAACAAAAAAAACAUCUCUAAUUGUAAAAGGAAUGAAAAUAAAUGAAAAAGCAGCCAAUAUCCAAAGUCUAACUGCUUAGAAAUACAUCAUAAAGAAACAAGGCGUGGCUGAAGACUUUUACACAGUGCUGAAUUUGAUGUAAUUUAAUGUAAUAUGUCUAUGUUAAUGUUACAAAAUGCAUGCAAUCCUAAAAUUAACAUGAAUAAAAUAUUAUUUUUUAAAAUGA
Messenger RNA from Oreochromis aureus, 1778 nucleotides. RefSeq names its product transmembrane protein 272-like. NCBI's taxonomy places the organism in Eukaryota, Metazoa, Chordata, Actinopteri, Cichliformes, Cichlidae. Bases 39 to 512 code for a protein of 157 amino acids. The record is from RefSeq and is a predicted model, not a curated record. The transcript has 5 exons.